Messenger RNA from Dermacentor albipictus, 5102 nucleotides. RefSeq names its product ubiquitin thioesterase trabid (gene trbd). The record is from RefSeq and is a predicted model, not a curated record. Gene Ontology annotation, cellular component: cytoplasm; nucleus. Gene Ontology annotation, molecular function: K63-linked polyubiquitin modification-dependent protein binding; cysteine-type deubiquitinase activity. Gene Ontology annotation, biological process: protein K33-linked deubiquitination; cytoskeleton organization; protein deubiquitination involved in ubiquitin-dependent protein catabolic process. NCBI's taxonomy places the organism in Eukaryota, Metazoa, Arthropoda, Arachnida, Ixodida, Ixodidae.
AGCUUCAUUAUUAGUGAUAUUGCGAGGCGCUACUCCAGCCUUCAAGACGUGAUACGGAAUCUCGUUCCGUCUGGUCGCCAUUUCUCACGCCAACCCCUUUUGAGCAAUGGCAGUGGCUCAGAUACCCUGGUUACACUGCGACUAGUCGCAAAGUUACAGCACUUGCUUUGGUCUGCAACGCACAACAGUUCGAACUUCGCUGACGACUUCAGCAGAACGACUACAGGCUAGUGCCCGAAUCCUAGCGAAAGCAGCAGCCCUAUGCUGUUGAAUAGUUGGCAUAGUGGAGUGCUGAACCUGGCACAGUCAUGAGUCGCCAGGGCUGCAAGUGGACUUGCCAGCACUGCACGUACGAGAACUGGCCAAAAGCGCUGCGUUGUGUCAUCUGCCAGAACCCUCGGCCCACACUAAUCGAAGAGGAAGCGUCCAGCGAGGAACGUGACAUUUACAAGAUCUCACCCAUAGUGUCCCCUGAUCCGGCCAACCCAUACCAGAAAUGGGCAUGCAGUCGGUGCACGUAUCUCAACUGGCCUCGGUCAAGCAAGUGCACCCAGUGUCUGCAAAUGCGAGGGUCGCCAAGUGUUGCGCCAGCCAGCCCACCAUCAGGCCAGCCACAGCAGGCCACAACGUCUACUGAAGUAGCACACGGCAGUACUGACCUACAUUGCAAGUGGACUUGCCAUGCCUGCACCUAUGAGAACUGGCCAAAGUCACGAAAGUGUGUUAUGUGCAAUGUGGCUCGUCUGAAAAGUGACUCGCCAGUCAGCAAUCGGACUCCUGAGCCUGAUGACCAGCGUAAUAACUCUGCUGGAGUUCCAUCCAUCUGUACUGGCGGUAGCAACCGUCUCACGGCAACAACUGAGAUUGAGGUACAAGUGUCUGCUGAUGAAAACCCACUCAGCAACAACUACCUGUGCAGCUUGCGGCGGCAGGCACGUGAAGUGGAUCGGCUCUGGUUAAAUGCCUGUCGGGCUGUUGUGGACGGAGAUCCUGAGCCCAUCAGUCGUUACCUUAGCUCGGGUGGAGACCCUGCACGGCAGCUGACUCAUGCCGAGGCAGGGCUGCUAGCUCGCACAGCCAGCUUUGACCCAGGCUUCACACUUGCGCACAUGGCCAUUCGCCAAGAGCGAGAAGACAUCCUGGCUCUGCUGCUAUCCAAUUCGGGCAUGACUCACCCUGUGGCUAAGCGUGUUCCAUCAGAUGUUGGACGAGAUGCUGCUGCUGACAUUCGGCGCCACAUUACUGCCUCCUUCAAGCAGAAAAAGGGACCCUUUUCUUGCUACUUUGUCACUGAAUUCGUCACCUUUGCAUUACCCACAGAAAUCAGAGAGUUUCAUCCAUCUGUGCAGAAGGUUCUGUUUGAUGAACUACUGGAUCAGGAUGUGCAAAAAGAGCUUGAGGAAGAUUCAGCCAUCAUCAACUGGAGCCUGGAGCUUACCGAGACCUUGGGCUCAAGGCUGUAUGCCCUCUGGAAUCGCAGUGCUGGCAACUGUCUUCUAGACUCUGCACUACAAGCCACCUGGGGUGUCUUUGAUCGGGACAACUCACUGCGUCAAGUUCUUGGAGACAGCUUGUGCGAGGCUGCCUCUGUGCUAUAUCCUCGGUGGCGAGAGGCGGAGGCCUUGCAGGCUCGGUUGCUGCAUUUCUCGCUGGACGAGGCGCAAUGGCAGGAGGACUGGACCACUCUAGUCUCCCUGGCUGCACAACCUGGAUCAGCACUGGAGCAGAUGCAUGUGUUCACUCUGGCCCAUGUGCUUCGACGCCCCAUUGUUGUGUAUGGGGUCAAGUAUGUCAAGAGCUUUCGUGGCGAGGCCCUUGGCUAUGCCCGCUUUGAAGGCAUCUACAUCCCACUGUUGUGGGAGCCAAGUUUCUGCUGGAAGUCCCCCAUUGCGCUUGGCUACACACGUGGCCAUUUCUCAGCCUUGGUGCCCAUGGAACCAGAGCCUGAAGUGAUUUGUGGUGCUGGAGCUAACACACGGGAUGACCUGCAGGUGGCCUUCCUUCCUCUGAUGACAGCGGACCGUCAGCUAUUGCCACUGCACUUCCUCACUCAGGGAGAGGUUGGUCGUGAGGAGGAAAUAAUCAAGCAGUGGCUUGACUGCUGUGUCACGGAGGGUGGCCUGCUUGUGGCCCAGCAGAAGGUGCCCCGGAGUCCCCACUUGGUGCUACAAAUGGUGGAUCAGUGGCUAGAGGCGUAUCGCAAGCUGUCGCCCCACCAUCGGCUCACCGAUUCUCAGAGUGGCUAUUCAAGUGAUGGUGAUUCUGACCAAGAGUAGUGCGUGCGAUUUGUCCAGGGUGGGACGUCACCCAGGGCAUUCCCAAGCAAAGCUGCUUCCACUGGCCUCCUAUGUCGCCCAACAUGAAGUUUAUCUGUAGAGGCCUGUGCUCACCCAUGGGCAGUGCUUGUCGGUAGUGGAAGGGCUGGCCAUGUCACAGAUGCAUAAAUCUGUUGCAAGACUCUGAAGCCAGUGACCAGCCAUUCUGUGAGUGCUGCAGUGAAUGGGCAGCAAGGUGUGACUUUCAUCAUCUUCUGUUUGAAAGUGCCAAUCACUUGGCCUUUGACACAUUUGUUGGUUUUUUUGUUUGGUUGUUUGUUUUUGUUUUUCCUUUUUUGCGUGUGGUGUGUGUGCGUGUGCAUGUGUUCGUGCGUGCUUUUGGUGUGUGCACUUAGCCAAAAAUACUGGGGUACAAGAGAGUUGAUAUUUAACACUGAAAUACAGAACCUGUUGUGCAAAACAGCAUGUGCAUACAUGAACAAUGGCGCCAGCACUCAGGGUUCUGCCAGCUGGUGGAACCCUGUCACAAGUUUUCCUUUUAUGCAUGAUUAGGUAAACGAACUGUGUGGCAUAAGACCGGCAUGUAGGUUAUUUGGAAGGGUUCAAAAGUUAGACUUCAUUAGUUUGAAACAGAAGUCAUGUCCCCGCUGGUAGACAUGCUAUUGUCCUACUCAUAGACUGUAGACAUGAACUGCGAUUUCUGAUCAUAGUAUGCAUUCUGUAGAAGCCUGCAUACAUCAAGGACAUUGGAAUACAACAGUAAUAACAAACACAUAGAAGCAGAGUUUAGGAACACACAUAAAUGCUGCUUAGCAGCUCACAAAAUGACAAGUAAAAUUUGUGAAUGCAUAAAAUGCAUCAUUUUGUUCACAUGCUUUACAAAUGUCUCUUUAGUGGGCUAAUACACAGUAGAUUGUAUCGGCGGCUUACUGCUCUCAAGUGAUAAUCAGCAGUUUCUUAUUGGAUGUGUCGGUACAAUGUUGGAACGCUUGUCCCAUCCAGCUUGUCCUAUCCUUUUCUACUCUUGUGUGUGCAUCUAUGCACUGGUUUUUCUGUUUAUUCAACAAUUUCUUGUGGACUUGGUAUGUUGACCAUUGGGUUCAUUAGUGAUCUAGACUACUGUGCAGCUUAUUAAUAUUUAAAUUGUUUCAACUGUGUCACUGUUGUCUCCUGUAGUUAGAACAACCACAGCUGCUUUCCUGGUUAUUGCCACGUUUUCAAAAUAGCUAAUAUCUCAAAAACUAUUGUGCACACGUGCUGCUUUUUGAAUUCAAGGCCACGUUACAUGGUGCACACUAGAUGGUAUUUGAAGCACACUACAUGAAUACCAAUCUCUGAACUCCUCCAAAGAGAGGGCAUGGCUCUCGGCUCCAACCAGGCUGAAGUAUUACAACAGGCUGUAGCAGUUUGGCCCACUGAGUGCACGUGACCCUUUAGCAGACUUUUGAAGCAAUCGGAUGUGUGCCUUCUGAAACAGCUGGACCAGUGGUUGCACCUGCCCCUGAGUGGUCAGGGUCCUUGCCGUCCCAUUUCCACCCUGCUCUGACCCCUCUUCCAACAUGUGAGCGCAGUCAAAUAAUGCAGGCCCUUAUAGGCACUUCAGUCAGUGCAGUUUAUGGUUUCACCAUUUCAGAGUAUACCUUUAUUUAUUAGCGAAGUUAAGAGUUGGACAAUGCAAUGGAUGGUAUCAGCUAAUGUGUAACGCACUAGGCAAACAAUAUAUAUACAUAUACAUAUAUAUAUGUGUAUAUGUACAUAUAUACUGAUGCAUCGUAACCUCCUCUUCAUUUCACAUUAUUGUGUGGUAAUUUCUUUUCUAGACUGGAAAAAGAUUGUGUGCUUGUGUGCUAUGUGUAUAAUGUAUAAAUGCAAUUUAGAUUUAUAUCAUAGUUGUAAUAUAUUACACAGUUAUAAAUAUAUUAUAAAUAUAUUGCACAUACUGGUUGUUUCAACCAUGACCAUCUCCAGUCAUUAGAUAUUUGGGGAUUCAGGACAAAAUUACUACAAAAGUCAUAGCUAUGGUGGACUUCAACAAAGCUGUGUAACAAUUGGCAGUAAUAUGGUAAAUUGACUAAAAAUUGUUAAUUUCCGAUUAAAUAAUUUAGUGCACAUGUAUUAAUUACAGAAUUGAAGCUGGUCAGUACUCUAGGCGUAUUUAACCAGUGGAAAUCCUGAGAAAGCGGUGCUGUUCUCAGAAUUACUACUUUUUUUAGCUCUGCCCAGCUUGAAUUUUGCAACUGCAACAUGCCUCCUAAAAUAGUUACUUAAAAAGUUGGUUAGUGAACUUUAGCUUAUUGGCCAUAGUUACUGGUAUCCACCACGAUUAAUCUUGUCCAGCAAAAAUUAUUUAUCUAAAGUCACUAAUUUUUAAUAGUUAGGUGCGACUGUCAUGGAAACACCCGGUGCAUGAAUGAAAUACAGAGGUAGCCAGAGCACCCAACCUUUGUGCCUCCCUUGAUGUGUGAUGUUUGGAAACAGCAUUGUUAUGGUUUUUGUUUCUGUUGAGUAUUGUGUGCUGCAGUCAUAACAUGAGCAGAGGUUGCUGGCACUGGGUGUCUGAUGUGAUUCGGUUUUUAUUUGAAGUUUCAUUUUUGUAGUUGUUUCAGAGUGGUUGCUGUGUUUUAGGCUGUGAAUUGCUGUUUUCUUAUUUGUGCUAAUAACAUAAAGUGUUGAUUCAGCACUCCGAGUACAAGCUCCAUUUUUUAGAAGCAAGACAGGUUGAAAUGCAUUGGUAACAGCAUUCAUAUAUAUGCAGCAUAGAUGUUAGUCUAGCUGUAUAUUGACAGGAAUCUAGGUUUUCACUGGCCAAAUAAAAUCUUUAACAUA